This is a messenger RNA of Ceratotherium simum simum (southern white rhinoceros), 1549 nucleotides long. Lineage: Eukaryota; Metazoa; Chordata; Mammalia; Perissodactyla; Rhinocerotidae. The record is from RefSeq and is a predicted model, not a curated record.
CAUGCUGAAGACAUUCCUGUCUUGUGAAGCAAGACUGUUUGUAUUUUAGGUUUGCCAGGACUAAUGAAUUAAAACAUUUGGACUCGCCACAACUCGCUGUUUAUCAAUGCCUCUGACAGGAGGAGGGUUUUCUUUUGCUCUUGCUUUUUCUAGAAGCAUGACAACAUCCUGGCUGUUGGAGAGGCAAGGAAAGGAGAGAGGGGUUGUGGAGGGAAGAGGAACAGGGAGGCCCCGUGGGACGCUGGGGUCUGGGGGAGAGCAGGUAGCAGCGAGCCACCCUGACAGCUGUCAUUGCUCCUCAGAUUGUCAGUGGCUGCUAUGUAGCAGGUGCAGCCUGCUCUCUUGCUAAGUCUCUACUCCACAAAGGCAACGACUGGCCAAGGCAGCGGCUGGCCCUGGAUUACACAAGUGUAGACACUCAACCAAGUGAGCUGGAAGACCCAGGGGAAGGCCAAGGCGCAGGUGCCCACAUGAUCAGCACAGCCAGGGUACCUGCGGAUAAGCCAGUACGCAUCGCCUUCAGCCUCGAUAAUGCCUCAGAUGAUACACCUCCUGAAGAUGCCAUUCCUCUGGAAUUUCCAGAAUUAGAACAGCAUCUACAGCCUCUGCCACCUUGUCAUGACUCCCCAGAAUCAAUGGAGGUGUUUAAACAGCACUGCCAAAUAGCGGAAGAAUACCAUGAGGUCAAGAAAGAAAUCGCUCUGCUUGAGGAAAGGAAAAAGGAGCUCCUUGCCAAGCUGGAUCAGGCAGAAAAGGAGAAGUUGGACGCUGCUCAGCUGGCUCGGGAAUUCGAGGCACUGACGGAGGAGAACCGGACGUUGAAGUUGGCCCAGUCACAAUGUGUAGAGCAACUGGAAAAGCUUAGAAUACAGUAUCAGAAGAGACAGGGCUCCUCUUAACUUUAAGUUAUUCAAUGUAAGCAUGAGAGGUUUGUGACUGCCAUGCAGUGGCCAAAAGAUUUUUAUUUUAAAGGGAUAGUGAAUAAAGCUAUUUCUUCUCUUUAUUACCUGCAUGGCAAACAUCUAUAAUGAGUUUAAUGCUGGCCAGAUCUAGUUUGAGAGAAGGGAUGUUUUAUUUUAAAUAAGAGAAUUAAAGCGAACCUAUUACCAGUAUAUGUUUUCAGAGAUCAUAAUUCUUUUCCAAAGAUAUUUUUUUUUCUUAUUUAGGAAGCUAUGAUCCUAUGGUACAUCUGGGUAGAAAAUGAUAAAAAUAGAAUAUCGACUGACUCCACUAAGAAGCAUGAGCCGAACAGAAUGAAGCCAUGAAACAAACCAGUGAGAUGCUCACUGCUGUUCCACCUCUGUGUAUUUUUAAAUUUCACAUCUUUGAUGUUUCAACUGUGCUCAAAUCUGAACCGUCAAAAACUUCCUUGCAUUUAUUUACAUUCGCCAGAGUUAGAUUUAAUCCCGCGAUGAUUGAUUGUACUAAGAAUAAAUGGUUAUAUAUCAUAAAGCUUUCUCAUGAAAAUAUUAGUAGAGAGCAUGUUUGUGCCAAAAGCACAUUUGCCAGUGCUAACUUGCUGUUGUAAUAAAAAGCUGAUGAGGCUGCA